Cordyceps fumosorosea ARSEF 2679 is the source of this 501-nucleotide messenger RNA. RefSeq names its product integral membrane protein. The record is from RefSeq and is a predicted model, not a curated record. NCBI's taxonomy places the organism in Eukaryota, Fungi, Ascomycota, Sordariomycetes, Hypocreales, Cordycipitaceae. Gene Ontology annotation, cellular component: membrane. Bases 1 to 501 code for a protein of 166 amino acids. The transcript is spliced from 2 exons.
AUGGCCCUCGACCGCCUCGUCAGUCUCAUCCUCCGCGGCGCCGAGCUCGUCUUCGCCGCCAUCGUCGCCGGCGUCAACGGCGAAUACCUGCACAAAACCAGGGGCACUGGUGGCACCCAGUGGCGCUUCAUCUACACCGAAGUCGUCGCCGCCCUCGGCAUCUUCUUCGCCCUCAUCUGGCUCAUCCCCUUCUCGAGCACCUUUUCCCACUGGCCCAUCGAUUUCCUGCUCAGCAUCCUCUUCUGGAUCGCCUUUGGCGUCCUCGUCAACCUUGUCGGUAGCAGCUGCGGCGCCGUCUUCAACUGGAAUAACGUCCACCCCGUCCAUGGUGAUCAGUGCGGCAAGUACAAGGCCACGAUUGCCUUUUCCUUCCUGUGCGCCAUCCUGUUCCUCGCGUCUGCUCUGAUCGGCCUCCUCUGGACCCGGAAGCGUGAGGUCCGGGCCGACACCGUCCACCGCCGCCGCUGGUACCACCGCGGAACCCGCCGCAGCGCCGUCUAA